Molecule: messenger RNA, 3066 nt
Organism: Colletotrichum gloeosporioides
Lineage: Eukaryota; Fungi; Ascomycota; Sordariomycetes; Glomerellales; Glomerellaceae
Product: Cytochrome P450 monooygenase 1
Exons: 9
Coding region: 1-3066 (1021 amino acids)
Molecular function (GO): monooxygenase activity; heme binding; iron ion binding
Source: RefSeq, a predicted model, not a curated record
AUGGAGGCCACAAUCAACCACCUGUACAACCAUCAUUCGAAGAGCAACAGCUCAUUGCACAUGAGCGGAGACGAUCAUGAGCUUUCGAGGGGCUACUUGAUGGCAUCAACAAUCAUUGCAAUCCUGUUUGCACUCUUUUCCUACUUCAAGAAGUCUUCCAAAUCUACUUCACUACCAUGGGUAAAUCAACCUGGGGUUUUCGACAUUUUUCGAAUGAAAGCCAAAUACAGGUUUCUCAUGGGAGCCAGAGACAUGGUGCUCCAGGGAUUCGCGGACUUCCCUGACAGCGCCGGCUUCCGGAUGGUUGCUGAUGGUGGUGAAAUUGUGAUGCUCGCGCCAAAAUAUGCGGCUGAGCUGAAAAAUGACCAUAGAGUCGACUUUGUGAAGCUGUUUCUACAGGACUUCCACGAGGGGAUACCGGGCUUUGACUUUACCCAGCAAGGUGCUCGGGACGCAAAGAUACUGCGAGAAGUAACUAAAAGCCAGUUGACACAUCACUUGAGCAAGAUCACCGACUCACUAUCGUCCGAGUGCACGGCCUCGAUGCAAAGAAUAUUCACAGACAAUGAAGAAUACCAUGAUGUCGAACUUAGAUCUUCGCUUCUUGAUCUUAUUUCACGGAUAUCAUCGAAGGCCUUCCUCGGCGGCGAUCCUUUGUAUCAAAAUGAGGAUUGGCUCAAAAUCACCACCACGUACGCUGGAACAGUCAAUCGUGCAGCAGUGAUGCUCCGACUGUGGCCACACGCGCUUCGUCCUUUGGUGCACUGGGUGCUCCCGUCCUGUCGUGAAGCGCGCACUCAGGUCCGCCUGGCUCGCCGAUUAUUCGAGCCAAUGGUUGAGCGAAGACGCCGAGCCAAGGCAGAAGACCCGAACGUCGUGUUUGAUGACACUGUCGAGUGGGCUGAAAAGGCUGCGAAAGGCAUGCCGUAUGAUGCAUCUGCUGUUCAACUUUUGUUUUCCAUGGCCGCUAUGCACACCACCACAGACCUCCUUACUCAAGUCAUUCUCGAUCUGGCAGCUCAUCCUGAGAUGCUUGAUCCUCUGCGUAAAGAGAUUGAGACGGUGCUCAGCGAGGAAGGCGGAUGGACCAAAGCAGCACUACACAGGAUGAAGCUCCUCGAUAGUGUUUUGAAGGAGUGCCAGAGAAUGAAACCAGCAGCCAUUAGCGGCCUGCGGGGAAUUUUGAAUACGGACGUUACGCUAUCUGAUGGACUCCGUCUCGCCGAGGGAACGUCCAUCGCUGUAUCAUCCCAUCUGCACUGGGACGAGAAGAUCUACAAAGACCCGCAUGAAUGGGAUGGCUGGCGUUUUUACAAUCUACGCCAGGUGCCUGGAAUGGAGCAUCGGUCCCAGCUAGUCUCAUCGACCUCACCCGAGCACAUGGGAUUUGGUAUUGGAACACACGCGUGCCCUGGCCGUUUCUUUGGGGCGCACGAGGUUAAAGUGGCUCUAUGCCAUUUUGUCUUGAACUACGACUGGAAGCUCAGUGAAGGCACUGUGCCGCAGACUCGGACCUUCAUGUGGUCCCUUAUGUUCAUUUCUACUCUGCACGAGCGCGGUGCUUUGCUUCUUUUCAUCGCCGUCAUCUUUUCUGCCUCUUACAUCUACCCUCGGCUGCGUGUUAGACAAAGACUUAAGCAGAUUCCUUUGAUGGGAGAAGAGCUUGGGGGCUACUAUAAGCGCCGCAACGAGUUCUUGAGGGAUCCCAUGAGAUUCUACUGGGAAGGUUAUCAGAGGUGCAAGAACAAGUGUUUCCGCGUGACACACUAUGAAGGUGAACGGAUUGUUCUGCCAGGAGCGGCGCUGGACGAGCUCUGGAAUAUGUCGGAAGCUGUCCUCAAUAAAAAUAAAGCAUAUGAUCAGAGGGUACUCAGACAGUACACGGGUUUGCCAUCCGGCAACCCCUUUCUGGUGCACUGCAUCCGCUCAGACCUAACCAGAAAUCUCAAACGCAUCAACCACCAUCUGGUCUCCGAGGUUGAGAAGACCGUCGAUGAGGUCAUUGGCCCAUGCGAAGAAUGGACCUCCCACCCGAUCUAUCGGACUUCACUCCGGAUCGUUGCCAUCGUCUCCGGUUCUGUCUACGUCGGGCCAGACGUAUGCCGCAACGAACAGUUCAUCCAUGAUAGCAUUCACUUCACAGAAAAUGUCUUGGCUGCUGUUCACAUGCUUCAGAUGUAUCCGGGUUGGAUGCGCCCAAUCGCCCGGUUCCUCAAGCGUGAGCGAACCCAACUAGCCAAGUCAUGGAACCACCUGAAGGCCUCAAAAAGGCUUGUGGUGCCAAUUAUUCAACAGCGACGUGAAGAGGUCCAGGCCGGCCGUGCUUCCUACGACGACAUGCUCGCCUGGAUGAUGGCGAAGCAAGGUGAGUGGAAGCAGACCGACGACGAUGUAGCCGGCUCCAUGGUUCAACUCGGUGUUGCCUCGACUCACAAUACAUCUUCGACGAUUGCUCAAACGCUGUUCCAGUUGGCCAUUCGUCCAGAGCUGGUCGAGGAGCUUCGCGAAGAAGCACAGAGGGUCUGCGACCAGUUUGACGAACAGCUGAGUCCUGUUGCCCUGCACGAGUUGAAGCUCCUCGACAGCGUCAUGAAAGAGGCUCAGCGACUUAACCCCACAACACCUUCCCAUUUCCACCGUGUUGUUGAGAGGGACAUCACCCUUAAAGACGGCACUCUCAUCCCUCAGGGCAUCACGGUGGAAGCCAUCUUUGCGCCGCCCUUGUUCGACCCGGUCCUCUUCCCCAACCCACAAGAGUUUGAUCCAUAUCGCUUCCUCAAGCUUCGCAGAGGAGAGACUCCGGACCCCAAUCACUACAAGAACAAGGAGCAGUAUACGUUCAGCCAUGCGACCAAAGAGAACCUGGCAUGGGGCUAUGGAGCUCAUGUUUGCCCUGGCCGCUACUUUGCUAACAAUGAAAUCAAGUUGAUUUUGGCGCGUAUGCUUUUGCGUUACGACAUCCGAAUGCCUGGGGGAGUUAAAGAGGUGAUGAAGCCUCAGAGGGGCGGUAUGGGAUGGACUCCUGAUUUGCGAAAGCCGAUUGAGUUCCGCGCCAUCAGGAGAUAG